Schistosoma intercalatum is the source of this 2230-nucleotide messenger RNA. NCBI's taxonomy places the organism in Eukaryota, Metazoa, Platyhelminthes, Trematoda, Strigeidida, Schistosomatidae. The record is from the annotation of a GenBank genome assembly.
GUUGACGGCGAUGGAUCGGAAAUUGAUUGACUGUGGUCCAUCGUUUUCUGAAAAUAAGACGGUAAAUUUUAAUCUUCCUUCUCUUCCUAUAAAUGUUACUGCUUUAUCCAGUACCUUUCCACAAUCUAUAUCGGCUGUACAACAACUGUGCUCUGUAAAGGGUACUACGAGUAAAAAGCGUCGUCUUCUUGGGGAACAAGAUAGGAUUUCUGCCUUAAUGUCAUUAAAUGAAUUCGAGGACGAUUAUAAAUCAGAAGCGUAUCGAAUUUCAAGUAAAACUCGACUAAGUCAACUGACAUAUUCUCGUGCUUCAAGUGAUAGUAAAUUGUAUCCGGAGACUGUGGAUUCUGUUUUACCCUUAAUCAAACCAGUUAGCAUAGUCAUCACAGAUUGUUUCCUUGAAUCAGAAGAAGAUGAUAUUGUUGAUUCCGGGCAAUUAGUGAAGAAGCGUCGAAAAAAUAGUGUUGUUUUAGAUGAAGAGAAGAAUGUUUCGAGAGAUAAUAGCGAGAUGUUGAAGUUACCAGUGUCCUCUCUACAGGCAUUGUCACCGAUCCCUUACCGUUGUGAAGAUGAUGUUGCGAUUCCAGACGGUGUUGUUUUAGAUGAAGAGAAGAAUGUUUCGAGAGAUAAUAGCGAGACGUUGGAGCCACCGGAAUCCUCUCUCCAAGGAUUAUCACCGAUCCCUUACCGUUGUGAAGAUGAUGUUGCGAUUCCAGACGGUGUUGUUUUAGAUGAAGAGAAGAAUGUUUCGAGAGAUAAUAGCGAGAUGUUGAAGUUACCAGUGUCCUCUCUACAGGCAUUGUCACCGAUCCCUUACCGUUGUGAAGAUGAUGUUGCGAUUCCAGACGGUGUUGUUUUAGAUGAAGAGAAGAAUGUUUCGAGAGAUAAUAGCGAGAUGUUGAAGCUACCAGUGUCCUCUCUCCAGGCAUUGUCACCGAUCCCUUACCGUUGUGAAGAUGAUGUUGCGAUUCCAGACGGUGUGUGUUCUUCUUUGGUUUGGAAUAAUGAUCUUCAGAAUUCUUCAAGAAGUUUAUCAAAUUUGCCUAUCAUACCUAAAGGUCGUCCGAGUGUGACAUUCGCACCAAUCGUAGUAUAUUUUGAUAGUCCAGAUAAUUCUCAACCCAGAGUAUCUGUUGGUCCGAUUGCUCAUGAGGAAAGUGAUCUUGCUCAUUUUGAUUGCGAACUGUCGGAAAAGCUAAUUCAUCAAGAAGGUUCCUUGACUCAGAGUGAAAAUAAAGAGAAUAUUGGAUCCUUUUUUGAAUCGACUGCGUUAUCUAGCACUCAAGACUCGAAGUAUCCAUCUCCAUCCACUUCCUCGUUAUCGUUAUCAAGAAUUAAACUUCCAUGGUGUACUCCAUACGAUUGCCAGUUUUUACCAUUCAAAUCAAAACGACCUCCUACUAAAAGUUUUAUACAAAGUGAUGGCCAUUUAAGACGUAGUAAACGACUACGUGUACCAGCUACACAUGAUAGGAAUAAAGUAGUUGUUUAUGAACCGGAUAAAGAUGAAUAUGGUUUAGUUUAUCAAAAACCAAUUGGAUUAGCUAUAUUACCUGACCCAGAUGAAAUUAACAGACGUCAAAAAUUUCUCAAUCGUUUAAAACGUUGUCAAAAUAAUCGUACUCAGUUUUUAAGAAAUGAAAAAAUCAAUCGAGCAAAACGCCUUCAAAAACUGGCCAAACGUUACAGAUCACUGAAAGGUGCACAGAAACCUGAAACAGAUCCAUGUAUGCGAAUUCAAUUGGAUCCAGAUGUUGAAUGGAUAUCACAUACAGAAACACAGUUGCCUAUCGGGAUCAAUGAUGCAUCUCCUUUCCAACAGGUGAUAUAUCCAGAAAAUGCACAAUUUCCUCCAUUCAAAUUUUCUACUAUGGAAUACUCGAGUUACGUAGUUCCAGCUUUAUCUGGUGCUUUUCCAAGUAGAACUAAGACUCGUAUACCUUGUUUUGAAAUGAAUGCAAAUCUUACGAGGAUUGUCAGUAAGGAACAAGAAAGACGUCAACUUCAUUAUGAUCCGAACGCUAUAAAUGUAUUCAAAAUGAUGUCAAGUCCUCCUGUUCUUAUGAAUAAUAACAGUUCUUACAGUCUUUAUGCUGUACAGAUUGCGAAAUUUGCCAUUCCUUUAACAAAACCUUGUAUCGUAUAUAUUCCAAAAGGUAUACCGUACAAAUUUUUAAAUGCAACAAAAGAGAACUUAAAUCUUUGUCGAAUAAGAUAUGUUUUAACUUGA